UCCUCAUGGUUCUAUUUUAGAACAGCACUGGUCCCUACACCACCAGCACUCCCACUGGAGGAGUUAACAGAUAUACCUACUAAUCAAUCUACUAUGCUCUCUGUCCGUCUCUCUUCCUUUCUCUCUCUCUCUCUCUCUCUCUCUCUCUCUCUCUCUCUCUCUCUCUCUCUCAAGUAUAACUCCUGGCGGUUGGUUGUGAGUGUAUGUGACCUCUCCCCUCUGACCUUUGACCUCCGUCUUCCUGUGACCCCUCAGCAUGGCCCUGGAGAAGCUGCUAGGCUUUGGGAAGCAGCUGCUGCGUGUCAAGGUUGUGGACUGUAACAGUGAAGAUUCCCGUCUGUCCCGAUGCCUCAACACCUUCGACCUGGUGGCUUUGGGGGUGGGCAGUACUCUGGGAGCUGGGGUCUACGUCCUGGCUGGGGCCGUGGCCAGAGAGAAUGCAGGUCCUGCCAUUGUCUUGUCCUUCUUCAUCGCAGCUCUGGCCUCUGUGAUGGCUGGUCUGUGUUAUGCUGAGUUUGGGGCCCGCGUCCCCAAGACGGGCUCAGCCUACCUGUACAGCUAUGUCACAGUGGGAGAACUCUGGGCCUUCAUCACGGGAUGGAACCUCAUCCUCUCUUACGUUAUCGGUACCUCCAGUGUAGCACGGGCAUGGAGCGCUACGUUUGAUGAGUUGACAGGGAAACAUAUAGAGGCGUUCUGCAGACAGUACAUGACCAUGAAAGCACCUGGGAUACUGGCAGAGUACCCUGACAUGUUCGCUGUGCUCAUCAUCAUCACCCUCACAGGUCUGUUGUCGUUUGGAGUGAAGGAGUCAGCUGUUGUCAACAAGGUGUUUACGUGUAUCAACGUCCUGGUGUUGUUAUUUAUGAUGGUCUCUGGACUGGUCAAAGGAACCCUGAAGAACUGGCACCUGGACCCUGAUGUCAUCUUACACAACAACUCCAGUCAAAACAUGACAGAACCCUUGCUGUCGGCGGAGAGUCUAGGAGUGGGCGGGUUCAUGCCUUUUGGCUUCACCGGUGUCCUAUCAGGCGCUGCCACCUGUUUCUACGCCUUCGUGGGAUUCGACUGUAUCGCCACGACAGGUGAGGAGGUGAAGAACCCUCAGAAGGCCAUCCCCAUAGGCAUCGUGUCGUCUCUCCUCAUCUGCUUCGUGGCCUACUUCGGAGUGUCUGCUGCUCUCACCAUGAUGAUGCCCUACUACCUCCUAGACAACAACAGUCCUCUGCCCGCAGCCUUUAAAUAUGUAGGCUGGGAGGGAGCCACUUACGCUGUGGCUGUAGGGUCACUGUGUGCUCUGUCCUCCAGUCUCCUGGGCUCGAUGUUCCCUCUCCCUCGUAUAAUAUUUGCCAUGUCUCGCGACGGCCUCAUCUUCUCCUUCUUGGCCCGCAUCAGUGAGAGGAAGACACCCAUCAUGUCCACCAUGGCUGCUGGAGUCAUGUCUGCUAUCAUGGCUUUUCUGUUUGACCUGAAGGACCUUGUAGAUCUGAUGUCUAUUGGUACUCUACUGGCCUACACCCUGGUGGCAGCCUGCGUUCUGGUACUCAGGUACCAACCAGAGCAUCCCAGCUCCUUGGCCUAUCAGAUGGCCAGUACCGUGGAGGAGAUGGAGCUAAGUGAUGGUAUCUCCGCCCCUAGUAUGGGCAUCCUGCCUGGUGUGAAGGAGCACUUCAGCAUGAAGACUGUCCUGUUCCCUGACAACACUGAACCCUCAGCCCUGUCCGGCUUCACUGUCAACAUCACUGUCAGCCUCAUGGGCCUUCUGAUCCUGGUGUUCAGUAUACUAGCAGUACAGGGUGGAUUUGCAGUGUGGAACAUCGUAGCUCUGACCGUCAUCUUCAUGGUGUGUGUUCUCCUCACCUUUAUAAUCUGGAGACAACCAGAGAGCAAGACCAAGCUGUCCUUUAAGGUGCCCCUGUUGCCGUUCAUCCCAGUGGUCAGCAUGUUUGUCAACGUCUACCUGAUGAUGCAACUGGACAGAGGCACGUGGAUACGCUUCGCUGUCUGGAUGGCUAUAGGGUUUGUGAUCUACUUUGGCUACGGGAUCCACCACAGUGCUGAGGCGGCUCUGGACCGCUCCUCUCCUGGGUCUGAUGUAGAGCUGAACGGCUACAUAGCCAGCCACUCAAACAACAUGGAGCCCAUGUCUCCUGAGAAAGAGGCGUUUCUACAUAAUGGUCUGGAGGCCCGGGGAGAGGAGGACCGAGACCUGUAGAGUGCUGGGACCCAGCUGACAACUGCCACAGCCUGCCCUGACCACCCUACAUACCACACCUUAUCACGCCCCUUUGGAACUUUUGUCUGUCUGGUACCUUUAUCAAACAGGAUAGAACCCUAUUGGAAUGAACCGUCUCAUUUUUGGAUGUACCAUGCCGUUUUUUAACAGGGUCCUGGAUUUAGACUUUAGUCUAACAUCUCACAGUGGCACAUGUAGCUUCUCGCAGGUGUUCCUGGGAAGUACAAUUCUAAUGCAGAAAAUAAAGGAGUAGAGAAAAAGAAGGAAGAGAGGAUAGACUGCUGUUUGUUCCUGAGGGUGUAUUGUGAGCUCACAUGGGGUUUCCUACUACAGACAGGAGAACCAUAUCAACCUAGAGAAACUGAGCAGACAUCUUGGAUCUUGUCCUCCUCCAUUUUAGGGAGAGUGUGGGUUGAUGUGAAGGGAGUGGGGUAGUGUAAUGUUGCUGUUGAGGACUGAGUUUGAUUGGACCCACUGGUUGAAUCAACGUUGUUUCCAAAUCAUUUAAAUUAAGUUACGUUGAACUAACGCUGAAUAGACGUCGAAUUGACGUCUGUGUGCAGCGAGGAUACUCAACUAGCUAGCACACGGUACUCUCACAGCUCAGGAAGGACUAUCUGUUGGUUCACAUCCUAAUGGAUUAGUUAGGGUUAAGGUUGUGCAUUAGAGUUGUGCAUUAAGCCUGUCACUCCAGAGAUGUCAGAAAACAUCACGAGUCACUCAGAUGACUUUUGUAACUGAGUGACUUAGAUGUAGCCAUGGAAACUCUGUUGGGUAAUCUUCAAGAUAAUCACACUGUUUGAUGAGGCAAAUCUAUACUCUCAACAUUUUCAGAUGAUUGUCAACCUGUCUAGAAGGGUAAACACCAGACAUGGUGUUGUCACGCCUUGGUCAUUGUAUUUUGUGUUUUCGUUAUAUAUUUGUUCAGGCCAGGGUGUGACAUGGGUUUAUUGUGUUGUCGUAUUGGGGUUUUUGUAGGCAUUGGGAUUGUGGUUGAUUAGGGGUGUGUCUAGUUUAGGCUUGGCUGCCUGAGACGGUUCUCAAUCAGAGUCAGGUGAUUCUCGUUGUCUCUGGUUGGGAACCGUAUUUAGGUAGCCUGGGUUUCACUUUGUAUUUCGUGGGUGAUUGUUCCUGUCUCUGUGUAGUGUUCACCAGAUAGGCUGUAAUAGGUUUCACGUUCCGUUUGUUGUUUUUUGUAUUUA
Molecule: messenger RNA, 3438 nt
Organism: Oncorhynchus masou masou (cherry salmon)
Lineage: Eukaryota; Metazoa; Chordata; Actinopteri; Salmoniformes; Salmonidae
Product: high affinity cationic amino acid transporter 1-like
Exons: 13
Coding region: 257-2215 (652 amino acids)
Biological process (GO): L-ornithine transmembrane transport; L-arginine import across plasma membrane
Cellular component (GO): plasma membrane
Molecular function (GO): L-ornithine transmembrane transporter activity; L-lysine transmembrane transporter activity; L-arginine transmembrane transporter activity
Source: RefSeq, a predicted model, not a curated record